CGAUGAAGCUGAUUAUGCACCAGAAGGAUUGGAAGACUCGGAAUUCGAAACGCCAUACGAGGGCUUCGACGACGAUGAGCUUCACACUCACGAAGUCAUCUUCAGUACGGGAGAAAAUCCACUAUGGCAACCACAUUGGCAGAUGGGCAUUUACGUCGGACUCGACGGGUACAAACUCAAUGGUAAUGGCAGUUUUGCAAAUAACAACUACAAGGAGAACUAUUUGAUCAACAUGCAGAAAGUCGAAAAGCUCAACAAAGAGCGCGAGAUCAAAAUGCGUGAGAAGAAAGAGAAGAAGAUCUACGAUCGCAAGGUCGCGCGUAUGAAGCAGCAGCGCAUGGGCAUGCAGCAGAACACGACGAUGACAACAACUACUACCACAACAACAACUACCACCACUUAUUCCAAAGCGUUUGGGCUUGGUAUGUCCAACACCGAUAUCGUGGAAGUUGGAACGGCUGGCGCAAGAUACGAAAAUGCGCUAGCUUUCGUGACGUCGAAUAAGAUCACUGUGAAGAACUUUGUACCCUCUGCAAGACUCCAAAUGUUUAAGGCUGCUGCGGCUGCUAUUCAGAAGAAGACAGCAGAUUUCUCCCUCGAGGACGCUAUUAAUAGCUGUUACGAGAAUAACACUCAUGACGUCGUUUCGCACUUGAUGGGCAACGUCUCGUGGGAGCAAUUCUGCAAAGGGUUCUUUUUGCACAAUGGGAAUACGCCGUCGGAUUGGGUAAUGAUAUUGCUGCUUGAGUUCUUUCGUCUGAAAUACAGUACGAGUAUAAUUUGUUUACAUUGUUAUAAUUAUAACUCUUAUGGUUCAUUGAUUUUGUCCCCAUUAUACGACAGGCUGACGCCCACUCGAACAUGGAAAGUAUUGCAGAGGAUUUAAGACUGCAAGCCACGGAAAACGCGGCGAACCCUGAUAAGAUCAACAAACUAGUGGACAUCUUGGAGAAAUUUGGGCAAGCGAUUGGGUCGCCAUUUCAUUGCACGUUCAUCGUAGACGCUUAUCCAACGAUCUUUGGUGGAGCCGGUAAAGCAUCUUGCUUGCGACCGUACCUGGUGCAAGAAUCCAAAGAAGAAAUGACCAUCUUCAUUGAUCGAGUGAAAGCAUGGCGGCCCAGGACACCGUGGAACGCGACGGAGUACGUCGACCGAUACAGUCCGAAAGACACGCAGGUAAUUUCAAUUGUAGCUCUGAGUCUGUUUCUACUAAGUACCACGUAGAGGCUCUGUCGCAGAGCGUAUUAUAAAGACUCUCGAGCUUAUUUCCAAUGCAAUGUUAUGGCUGUAUGGGUGACAGUUAUUUCUAUCCUUGUUCCCCUCACCACAGAUUAUCAGUUCGAUGCUAUCCAAGUUGGCUGCUACGACUUUGAAAGCCAGCGCGGUUGCUGAGCGCAAGACCAUUGUCCAACAGAUUCAAACGGACGCGCUUAUUAAAGAUCCGUCGAUACAGAAGUUGUUUAACGACAAGGUCCAGCAAUGGCUUGCUUCGUUUCAUGGGGUGCAAGCUAUUGAGCAGUUCAAAGCAGCAUGUGAAAAGAGUACUAAUUUAUUAUCUAGCUUUUUCACUGCUGAGCCUGAUCAAGGUAUGUCGUCGUCAAGAGUACAAACGUAGAAACUUUUGCUCAAAGUUAUUCUGAAUUCCAGCAGUGAUCGUGAAUGCCCACUCAAUUCCCACUCCAGAUGACUACGCGACUGCUGACAAGCUGUACAAAAAUGAAUUGGGCAUUUAUGUCACCUACGGCCAAGUUGCUAAUUACAUCCUUCCGGGUCUUGCCGCCAAUAUCUUGGAACUACGCAAGCGCCGAGGACAGGAAACAGGCGAGUCAAUCGGAUGCGUUGAGGGCAACACCAGGAUGCAGGCAGAGUAUCAAGCACUGAAGAACGACCUCAAGAAAUCGCGCGAAGGCCUUUUGCAGGGUGAAGACAAUUUCGAAACAGCUGGCGUCUUGCGAGACUUACAGGAGGACAUGCGAUAUCCGUCGAAGAAAAUUGACCAAGUGGAUGAGUUCCAAGAGGCUGUGGUCGCGAACAUUGAGGAUGAAGAGGUUGGUCCGCGGAAAUUCGACCCGAAGAAGACUGUCACUACCGAAUCGCUCCUCGAGAAAGAGAACUUUCUCAGUGCCAUCAACGACCUCACCUUCGAAGAAGAAGAUCGAAUUAGGAAGGAAACAGAAAGGGAGAUUCUUGAUGGUCAGGUGCAGACCGAAGAGCAAAAGUUGGUCGCUCGCGUGAAAGGCACUAAGAGGAAAAUGAAGAGUAAAGAUGUGAACAAUCAGACGAACUUUUCCUCUUCUUCUUCGAAGGCUGUAGCUGCAGGUGACGGAGAUAAGAAGAACGACAAGAAAAGUAAGAAAGGUAAAAAGCGUCCGUCUAUUCAACUCCACGCUGACGAAGACCUAUUCGGAGAUGAUUCUGAGGUGAAGAAGAUCAAGAAAACUGACAAAGAGAAGAAAAAAGUCCUCGAUGAGAAC
This is a messenger RNA of Amoebophrya sp. A25, 2474 nucleotides long. Lineage: Eukaryota; Dinophyceae; Syndiniales; Amoebophryaceae. The record is from the annotation of a GenBank genome assembly.